GCCCAGUCCGCGCCGCCCCGCGCCCGCUCCACUCGCCGCCGGCUCGCUGGGCGUGGGGAGGGCGGCGAGCACGCAAGCCGAGCGGCUGACGUGGGACGAACUGCCAGGUAGCGGAAGCAGCCAGCCGCCGGCGGAGACACUUCGCAGCGUGGCAGCCCGGGUCUGCGCCUGAAGCCUCAGGAUCCCAGCCAGCUUGGUCCAACCCUCGCCAGUCGCAAUCCCCUGUGCCCAAGCCAAUCUACGCUGAGAGCGGCAGCAUGCAUGCAGUGUCGCGCCCCGGGCUCUGAAAGCAGCCCGUGAACAAGCUUGGUUGCCUGUCUUUUUAGGUUUUGGGGCUCUUGGCUACACGGAUGUGCCUCCCUCCCUUGGCAUGAUGGGGAUCUUUUUGGCGUCUGUUGGAUUUGUGUUCUUUUCCGUGUUAUAUGUACAGCAAGGGCUUUCUUCUCAAGCAAAAUUUACCGAGUUUCCGCGGAACGUGACUGCGACCGAGGGACAAAAUGUGGAGAUGUCCUGUGCAUUCCAAAGCGGCUCCGCUUCAGUGUACCUGGAGAUCCAAUGGUGGUUCCUUCGGGGACCAGAGGACCUGGAGCAUGGAACCGAGGCGGCUGGCUCUCAGGUGGAGCUCUUACCCGACAGAGACCCGGACAAUGACGGGACCAAGAUAAGUACAGUGAAAGUCCAAGGCAAUGACAUCUCCCACAAGCUUCAGAUUUCCAAAGUGAGGAAAAAGGAUGAAGGCUUAUAUGAGUGCAGGGUGACAGAUGCCAACUACGGGGAGCUACAGGAACACAAGGCCCAGGCCUACCUGAAAGUCAAUGCCAACAGCCAUGCGCGGAGAAUGCAGGCCUUUGAAGCCUCGCCCAUGUGGCUACAAGACAUGAAGCCUCGAAAGAAUGUGUCAUCCGUGGUUCCCAGCAGCAUCCACAGCUCUGCCAACCAACGAACGCACUCCACCUCCAGCCCUCAAGCGGUAGCCAAAAUCCCCAAACAAAGUCCACAAUCAGCAAAGAGCAAAUCGCCUGUAAAAUCUACGGAGCGGACAGCAAAGUUGACCCUAAACUCCAAGCACCAUUCUGCACCCCUGUACUCUAGUUACCUACACAAGGAACAUCAGCUUCCGGAAGCAUAAGUGAAGAGGCUAUUACACGCUUUAUUGAUAGUAUUUUCUUUGGGAAGUCGCUGAUCUUUUAUUUGAAGAGAAUUAAUGUGAAGCGAUAGGACAUUUUUCUAAUAACAAGAUCUGGUUUUUUGUUUUGUUUUGUUUUCUUUCAACAAAUAAAAUCUACAUUUCACUAACUGCUCAGGAGUUGGCCUGAAAGUCAUCAGUAUUGUAGAUAGUUCCAUGGAUUCCAUCAGUUUCCUACUAAGGGACACCUAAUCCGAAUGAAGCAAACAAAGAUGGCAAGCCUAAAACAUGCAAACUAUCUUCAAGCAGCACCCCAUCGGGGGAAACAAAAAAACAAAAUGCUGGACACUGCGGAUCAACAACAUGCAAAUUUAUUUUACAUAAGGAAGAAUCAGAGUAAUUUUUUUUUUGGAAAAAAAAAACCAACUUUUUUUUCCCCCGUGGAAUUUUUCUUGGAGUUUCUCUUCUUUUCCUUGAUUGCCGUUCUUGUUCCGUGGUAGCAAGUGCCAAUUAUGGCCAAUCCUAGUCAAUCCUGGGAGGUUUAUAUUCAUACAUAUUGAGUGUGCUAUAUUUCAAUGUAUUUUAAUUCAUUUUGCAAUUUCUGUAUAUGCAAACCUGGCAAAUUCUGUAAAUUGCUUCUAGUAUGUGUGAUAUGACUUCAAGGUAGAUAGAUACGACCCUCAUGCAAGCUGAUUUUCUUCAUUCUAUAUGCAAAUAUAUCCAUGAGCAUAUAUUAGGCCACGAGCUUCUUUUCCUAAAGCAUUAUUUUUCUUUUAUAACUCACGUAUUGUGUGAAUUCUGUAGUGUGUUUCUCUGUUCCACUGGUUUCAUAGCUACGGUUUGUCUCUGUUGUCCUCUGCUUCCUCCUGGAAAAUGCAUAUUUAAAUUGUAUAUGUCUCUGAUAAAUGAAUUAAUUUUGUUGUGUGUGUACCAUGUUGGAAUUUGCUGCGUUCUUUUAUAUGUGUGUUUAUUGAGGUUUGGGGAUCUCGAGUCCGAAGAAUGCACAUCCUGGUUUUGACAGAUCUCCUCAUGUUAUCAAUAUUCUGUCUCAGAAAAAGAAUGAGGCCAAGUGGGAAAACUGGAGAAGAUAUUUUGACUCAGGUUCCUGGAAGAGCAUGUCACACUCAGACUAAAUAACGCUGCUUCCUUUGUUCUUCAAGAAUUUUUUAGCUUUGUCAUUCUGUUAUUUGCUGCUAAUUAUAUUUUAAUGUCUACUAAUUAAAAUUUAAAAUGUGAUUGUUGGCUGAAUAGAAUAUGCAAAUGACUGCAAACCCCAUACUAAAGAAGAUAGGUGUUCAAUCGUCACUCAUUAAUCAUAGUUUUAAAUAUUCUGUUGUUAUUUUUGACUUUAUUAAUGUUACUUAGACCCAUUCUAAAUCAAUCUUUCUCUGGCAAAGAAAGAUAUAACAAUUAAUACAGUCCCUCUUACAAAAUAGAAUAGUUAUGGUUUGAGAAAAAACACAUCCAGAUAGUCUUCUAGAGAGAUUAUUGUAUUUCCUUUCAGUAUAAAUUCAGAACACCAUCUGUGUAGGAAUGGUCCAUUCCCAGCUUAAGGUUCGAAACUGAAGCUUGAAGGCCAUGAAUGCCUUUACUUUUUUUUAGGUAAAGGGGGGGACUCUGCCAUUCUAUAAGCAAUGUGUAUAUUUUCAUAACAUUCUUGAUAUUCUCUUUUAAGAAGUAUUGUUUUAUGCUAAAUCUUUCCUUGCCAUUUUUUUUUGUUUCAUUUGAUUCAUUAUUUCAUUCUAGUGAGAAAAAUAAAAGUUUAGUUGUGAUAUUUUAUUAACACACAAAUAUAUUUUCUUUCAAAGUUAAAUAUCUGAAAGUUGUUUAGAAUGAUAGGUAAACAUUACCUGUUAAGUCUCUUUGAGCUUAAAGGAUGCCAUACAUUAAGGCAUAUAUUAAUAUUCUGAUUUAAAAUCAACCAUACUUGGAAAAACUAUCAUGUAUUCUAUUUUUACUCAAUGUCCAAUUAAUGAUAUCAGCCAAUUCUACGUAAGCCAAACUUGUACCCAUAUCAGCAAUGUUCAUCCUGCUUGUAAUAAAAGAGCACAUGCUAGUUUGGGAAGAAUGUUCACUAGAUUCAUUGUAUCAGUGUCCAAAAUGAUAAAGACCUGUGCAUCACUGUGUGACCAAAGUCCAGCCAGCCCUCCACUUGCAUGAAGGAAGAUGGCAUACUAUCUGUUUGUUCUAAACUCAAAAAAGUAUGGAACUUUCAACAUUAGAGCAGAAAAUACAGCUGUUAAUGAGACCUUGUAAACAGCCGUACCUUAAGUUAUAUUCAUUUGGGACUAUAUUUUUUUAUGUAGCCAUGAUUAUGGAAAUGUAUAGAAAUGCAAAAGUAUCUGGCUUUCUCAACCUUGUCUCCAAGGUUGUAUAGUAUCUUUUAUAAGAUAGUUAGAAAAAGUUGAAAUUGCUUACAUAAGUUUAAGCCAGAGAUUUUAUUUCUUAAAGACUUAUAGGCCGUUAACAAAACAAAGGAGGCAAAUGAAAAUCCUACCGAACAAAAUAAGAUACUGGAAUUUUCUAAAACAGAGCUGUAAUCUGAGUUAGUAAGGAAGCUUCAUGGAGAACCAGCACCGUUGACAGUCAGCCCUGCAUGUCCUUCAGCAGCACACUGGGGCAACUAACUAUUCGUGCGGUGUUUAUGCUGUAUUAGGCAUAGCAAUUAGAGAUGAUUUAACAUGCAGCAGAAGGUGUUUAUCAUUUUCAAAUGCUAUGUCACUUUAGCUAAGAGACUCGAGUACCCACAAUAUUCUGAUAUCCAAUGACAGGCCUGUAUAGCCAUCUAUCUACAGAUGCUAGGGGGAGAUCUAUAUGUGGAUGGUUUUUCUGAUAUUCAUUUUAUAGACAUAGUCCUUGGCAUGUUUACUUAUAAAAAGUCAUUUAGUCAUGGUUUCCUCGCCUGAGACAGAAAUACAUAAAUGAUUUUUGGGAGCCUAAGAAGUCCUCAUUACUAUGUGUUUGAAGUUGUUUACCUUCAAGUUCUCAGAAACAAAAUGUAUUCAAGUAAACAUAUUAGUACACACAGAGACACACAUAUUUGACAAAUAAACUAUAUAUUUUUAAGCCUAGAAAACAAUUUAAAUUUAUUAUACAUGAGUAUAAUAUAUACAGAGUAUCAUUUGUUGACUUCUUACAAAAGAUGCUAAUAAAAAAAAAAGGAAUAGUGAAACAUUCCUGUAACCACAAGACUUAGCAGGUUUGAAUAGGAAAAUCAUGAAUUCAAGUCUAACCUGUCUACAUAGUGAAACCCUGAAUCAGUAAAAAAUUAAAAAAUAUAUAUGGUUUAUUUUUUUCAAAAAUGCACAUAUAUUGUUCCUGUAUUAAUCUUAUAUAGGAAAUAAUAUAUUAGCAGUCAUAUUAAUUUGUAUAAAAAAUAAUCACAAGAUAAAAGCAAUCUUUCUUGAGAUAACACAUAAGUUGAUGAUUGAAUUGAGACUAUGAAGCAAAAAGUCACGAGUCUUUUAAGUUUCAAGUAUUUAUACCAAGCAGUUUUAUAUUUAAAAUGGUUCAUUAAUAAAGGGAGCUCUCUGUCAUUCAGGAAAUGUCAGCCAUGAAGUAGAUAAGGUCAUUCCCUCUGUGAAGUGAGAGACAAGAGAAAAGCAUUCAAAAACAAGAAAUUGUGCAAUGCCGAUACAUUCUGUGAAGACCCAAGAGGAGGAGAAUAAAGGAGAGUGACUAGGAAGUUAUGGGAGGUUGCUCUGGGGGUGCAGUUGUGCAAUCAUAAGAAGCGGAUUUGGGAGAAGUAUCUUCAAGGAGAAGGAACAGACCAUGCCAGCCUCCUAAAGCAAACAUCAGGUAGAGUUGUCCAAGGGCUAGUCUGUGAACACAGGCCAGCAGAGAAAGAAAGGGAGGGGGAACCUGAAUAGAGUCUGAGGCAGGAUUUCACAAGGAAUCUUCAGAGGGCACUGAACCUAGGGGAACUAACCAAGUGGAGCUAGUGCUUACCGCUCCACUUAGAGGUGUGAUUCUGCUCUCAAGAGACAGGCUUUUUCUGUCAUCCUAAAGCUUAGUCACAGUUUAUCAUGUUAACAACACUCUUUGGAAACAACACUGAAAUUUCCAAAUUGUUUGUAUUUGUGUGUGUGUGUGAGAGUGUGUGUGUGUGUGUGUGUCUGUGUGUAUGAUUGUGUGUAUGUGGCUGUGGGUGUGUGUAUAGUUGUGUAUCUAUGUGUGUGUGUGGCUAUGUGGGUGUGUAUGGCUGGGUGUGUGGCUGUGUGUGGGUGUGUGUGUUGCUAUGUUUGUGUGUGUGUAUGUGGCUAUGUGUAUGGCUGUGUGUAUGUGUAUGUGUGUGUGUGUGUGUGUGUGUGGCUGUAUGUGUGUGUGUGUGUAUGGCCGAGUGUUCAUAUGUGCCUAUUGAGGACAGAGAGUCUGCUGUGUGUCAUGGUCUGUCAUUCUCUAUCUUAUUUCCUUGAGACAGGGUCGCUCCCUGAACCUGGAACCUUGCUGGAAGAGAGCAAACCCCAAGAAUCCUCCCAUCCCCUGUGUUUACAGCAUUCUCAGUCACACCAAUACUUGUGCAGUAUGUGAUUUACCCAUUGAAUCAUCACCCUAAAACCAAAUUGCUUAUACUUUUAUACUGAUACUGUGUAACUUCAGAAUAUGUGAGACAUUCUAUUCAAGGACAAGACAGGAGAUUGAAAACGUAAUCGGGACUGUUUGGAAUAUGUAAUGAACUAGUUACUGUAACUGCAUUCAUGAUUUAAAGUAAAAGCAUGGGUACAUUAGCCUUCCUCUAGUUUAAGUUACCUGCUGUCAACCAUUCUUUGAAAAUAGUAAAUGGAAAAUUCCCAAACCAUUUAUGAAUUUAAAGUGUAUGUUAUUCUGAGUAGUGUAAUAAACUACACAUCACUCUAUGAAUCAAUCUUUUAUUCAAGAACUACAUUCCAUUAGGUACUUAGCCAUCCUAGCUACCAGAUGCACUGUGGUGGUUUACUGGGGCUUAUGUUCAACUGAUUACUGUCACAAGAGAAACGAUAAUAGCAAUUCAGUUAUGACAAAGAGAAGCUGUGAAAUGCUUACUUUAAGUAAAAAGAUAAAAGUUCUCUAUUAUGUCAAAGAUGAGUAUAUAUAGGAAAAACAGUAUAUAAAAUAUUCUGUACUAACCAUGGCAUUAGGUAUCUACUGGGGGGGGGGUUGGAACAUAUCCACCUCUGCAACCAAAAAGAGGAGGGACUACCUUAUUCUAAUGGAAAGAGAAGGCAGAUUAGAAGACAUUCCUAGACGUUUAUUGGAAAGAUAUUUUUUAAAAAGUAGAGUGAAGAGAAUUCAUUAUACCACAUACAUAUACCCACAAGGUUAUUUUUAAAUAUCAGAAAUUAAGAUCUUAGAAUUCUCCACAAUAAAAAUCUCAGAAGACAAUAGAUAAAAUGGUAAGGAUCUUUGAGUGCUUGCUAAGAAUGCACGCCUGAAGACCAAGGCAGGAAAAUCACAAAUUCAUUGGCAGCCUAAACUUGAAAAUGAAAACCUUCCCUAAACAAACAAAACAAAAGAUUACAGUGUUUUCAAGGGAAAAUUUGUC
This is a messenger RNA of Chionomys nivalis (European snow vole), 6647 nucleotides long. RefSeq names its product V-set and transmembrane domain containing 2A (gene Vstm2a). The transcript is spliced from 5 exons. NCBI's taxonomy places the organism in Eukaryota, Metazoa, Chordata, Mammalia, Rodentia, Cricetidae. The record is from RefSeq and is a predicted model, not a curated record. Bases 371 to 1129 code for a protein of 252 amino acids.